This is a messenger RNA of Pochonia chlamydosporia 170, 453 nucleotides long. RefSeq lists its product as hypothetical. The record is from RefSeq and is a predicted model, not a curated record. The coding region runs from base 1 to 453 and encodes 150 amino acids. Lineage: Eukaryota; Fungi; Ascomycota; Sordariomycetes; Hypocreales; Clavicipitaceae. The transcript is spliced from 2 exons.
AUGGCCACCGUAUCCUCUGAGGAAGACUUCAUGGACGAUAUCCUAUCAUUCUCCCGUGCCACUUCGCAUGCGGCUGCCGUGGACCUAUGCGGAGACAAUGCUCCUCUGGGACAUCGACUGCUGGAGAGAACAGGAAGCGAUCUGAGCUAUACAGGUUCGUGGACCGACGAAGAUUCAAAUUCAACUUCCGAUCAUAGCUUGGAAAUCGAUAAUUGGACCUGCAGUCGCCCGCCAAAGGUUCCCCGUGCACCAGACCUGGGCAGGCUUACCACACCACACCUGUCGCCAAUGCCAAGCAUGUUUGAGUUUUGCUAUUGCUGCAGUGAUGACGAAAAAGAGCCAUGGGAAAACGAUAGGAUCAAUGAUUCGUUGCGUUUGUCCCGUAGAGAUAAAGUUGAUGCCCAGCUGGACUGGGCAAUGGCCUAUAUGGAGCAGAGAAGACGCGGUGUUUAA